Molecule: messenger RNA, 393 nt
Organism: Lactuca virosa
Lineage: Eukaryota; Viridiplantae; Streptophyta; Magnoliopsida; Asterales; Asteraceae
Source: the annotation of a GenBank genome assembly
AUGCAACGUGUACCCUUUCUUGAUAGGUUUUUUCAUAAAGAUGAGAAGGAAAUCGUGAUUGAUAUCACGUGUCAUGGUUAUAGAAUCGAACUAGAAAACUCUUCCCAAGAAGACGAUGUUGUUGAUUCAUCAAAAACGACCUGCGAGUUUAGUUGCGAGUUAAGUGAGGAGGAGGAAAUGGUGGAGAAGUGGUCGGAAGAGAACGAUGAGGAUGAUCUGAAAAAAGAAAAGAAUAACAUGGAAGAUAGUAAUGGAGAUUUAUAUUCUGCAACAACGGAAAUUAAUAACGAAGAAAUUCUCAAGUCUGAAGAUCCAAUCUACGAACUAUUUGAAGCAGGUUGGCACAUGUCGCCACGUGCCCUCUCGGGUACGUCGUCGAUAUUAAAGGACUAA